Ceraceosorus guamensis is the source of this 696-nucleotide messenger RNA. RefSeq lists its product as hypothetical. The record is from RefSeq and is a predicted model, not a curated record. The transcript has a single exon. Bases 292 to 663 code for a protein of 123 amino acids. Lineage: Eukaryota; Fungi; Basidiomycota; Exobasidiomycetes; Ceraceosorales; Ceraceosoraceae.
GCGACGUAAGGGUGUGUAGCGUGACUCAGGCACUGACCGCGAUCGAGUCUCACGCUUGCAGUGCGAGGGCUGUCACGAUGGUGGAUGACGUGGUCUUUGGCAGCCACGAAUGGAGCUGUGCGUCGCAGCCACUCGGGACCUAUAGCGAUUCGGCAAGGAUGGAAGCCAGGUGAAAGGAGGGAGGUCUCUCACAGACCUUAGCCGUGCCACCAAGUGUAAGAGGUGUGGAGAUGCCCGACGCCGAGGUGACUUUGCUAAAGUCAAAAGCUGUGAAUCGAGGCAAACGCGUCCAUGCUGAUCGUGCGGAAAGGGGGCUCGGUUAGAAUUGCGUUGGGACCCGCGUCAAAUGGACUUUUGCUUUCGAUCGCUCUAGGCCAGGCGGGUCUAGAGGAAGCAUGCCGUGAGCGUCGUGAUGCGGCCCUGCUGAAUAUUGUCCCGCUUCAGCAUCCAGUCAACACCAUUCGCAACAUUUGCGCAGAAUCCACCUCUUGCGAUUUGUCGACCGAGCACGUCUGCGCAAAAUGCGGAAUAAGCAAUAAAUGCCGUACAGGGCGUCCGGUAGAUGGACAAGUGCAAAUGACCGGAGAUUGUUUGGGCGCGCCAGCGCCAGCGCUUGUAUGUAAUUGUAGCACUUUGACUGUAAAAGUCGAUCAGGACACCUGAGCAACCUGAACGGGUGAUGAUGAGGGCGCAAUC